ACGGAAGUACUUUCGAGUUGUCUCCAUAGAUGAAGACUGUCCGAGAGAACAAAUUCGCUUAACUUUCGGUAUUUUAAUAGCUAAGUAACUCUAUUUCGUCGUUAAAUAUCGCGCUUUGUAUUUUAUCUGACCAGAUAAAGUGGUGUGCUCUAUGACAACGACUUGUUAUUCUUAUAUAUUAACGUUAAUAUCCUCCGACUGUAAUUGAAACUAUCUUAUCCGGCUAGCGUUAGCUUAACUAGGCUAACCUCCCCAUGGCACCUCUCCGGGUUCUGUGCAUUCAUGGUUACCGUCAGAACGGCAGCUCGUACCGUGAAAAGACGGGAGCUCUGCGGAAGCUGUUGAAGAAACAAGUGGAGUUUGUUUACCUCAGCGCACCGCACAGUGUGCAGCAAGCCAGUAGUGAAGCUCUAGAGAAGGAGAAUGGUUCAGGUCCUGGACCUGGGGGCGACGAGGACCCCAGGGGUUGGUGGUUUUCCGACGUCCAGGCUCGGAGUUUCAGUGCUCAGCAGCACUGUGAAGAAAGCCUUGGGCUCGAUGAGAGCGUGACGGCUGUGAGAGAAGCUGUGAAGGUCCAAGGUCCAUUUGACGGCAUCCUAGGCUUUAGUCAGGGAGCAGCUUUUGUGGCCAUGUUGUGCUCUCUUCAGGAGCAAAAACUGGAGCCAGAGUUUAGCUUCCGCUUUGCCAUCCUUGUCGCUGGUUUCCGCAGUGCAUGUAAGGAACACCAAAAUUUCUACAACCCUCCCCUUCAGAUUCCCUCACUACAUGUGUUUGGACUGGAAGACAGAGUCAUCCCUGACAACAUGAGCAGGGAGCUCCUACCCUCCUUCCAAGACCCUCAGGUCUUGACACAUCCUGGUGGCCAUUUUGUUCCUGCUACGUCUGCUCACAGACCAGCCUACCAGGACUUUCUCAAGAGGUUCCAGUGACAAACGAAUGUCACAGAAAGGCAGUCAGUUGCUGAAUAAGUAAAGAGCCAUGAAUAAAACUUAAGCACUUAAGUGUUGUUGCACUUGAAUGUUGAUUAUUUAAUGUUCAGAGAAAUCUGAUUCCAGAGGCACUAAAAAUGUAAAAAGUUCAGAGUCAUGACCUCUGUUCUCAUUUUUCUUCUCUGAAAAACUCUGUUCUGAUGCAUCCAAAACAAUACAAUGACUACUGUCCUUCUCAGGGAAGAUGUCUUGUAACAGACAAUAAAUUAAGUGGCAAUUGUUCAUUUAAUGUACUCUGGUCUCUGUUUCUUUUGUGAACUGUAAAAUAUCUUUAAAGUCCCCUUUAUUGAGAGUCUAUUGCUUGAGUCAUUGUCAAUGCAUGACUUUUUCCUUGUACUACAUAUGUUUCGGUUUAUCAUAGCAGAAAAAGUGUAGUUAAUAACAUUCAUUAUGGCUUUGUUUCAAUAAAGUGUUAUCAAUUA
This is a messenger RNA of Perca flavescens (yellow perch), 1411 nucleotides long. RefSeq names its product OVCA2 serine hydrolase domain containing (gene ovca2). NCBI's taxonomy places the organism in Eukaryota, Metazoa, Chordata, Actinopteri, Perciformes, Percidae. Gene Ontology annotation, biological process: response to retinoic acid. Gene Ontology annotation, cellular component: cytoplasm; nucleus. Gene Ontology annotation, molecular function: hydrolase activity. The record is from RefSeq and is a predicted model, not a curated record. The transcript is spliced from 2 exons. Bases 255 to 929 code for a protein of 224 amino acids.